ACCGCUCCCCUUCUCUAUCUGCACCACACAGACGCAACAAAUGAUAGGCUACCACUUGGGGAGCGUAUUCAAUUUACUAUAAUGUCAAAUGUGUCAUGGUGGCUUUAUCGGACAGUUUUCUAUCCCUGGCUGGCUGGCUGAAUGAUAACUAUUAUAUACCUAAACGAAUUGUCGACACGGACUUCCUCGGGAAUAGGACCUGUUGCAUUUUUUUUGUUGCUUUUCAUAUUCGAAUCAUGUGGAAGUGUUGAGAUGAGGACGAAAGUGGAAUUGGUUCCGCGUAUAAAUUGUUAAAUAGUGAGGCUACCGUAGUUUCGUGCCACAUGUUUUUUCUUCAAUGCGUUUAGUUGAUAUGGCGACAGUUGACUCAACUCGAUGAAACUUCAUCGGCGGCGUGUCCCUGUUGAACACCGCAGCCUGAAGACAUCGGUGUCACGCACCACGAACUGUCAUUGUACAGCCAUCCGUAGAUUAGCCGACGUUGAAAGGAGAGAGAAGAGGAACUUACUUUUUAAAAACUUUUUUAUUACCUGAACUAAAUUAUGACUUCGGUUUGGAAAAGAUUACAACGCGUUGGCAAGAAAGCGUCAAAAUUCCAGUUUGUGGCGUCCUAUCAAGAACUUGUGUUGGAAUGCACUAAGAAAUGGCAACCAGAUAAAGUGAGGGUGGUUUGGACCAGAAGAAAUAGGCGUAUGUGUUCCAAGCUUCAUGGAUGGCAGCCGGGCAUCAAGAACCCAUACAGGGGGAUGGUGGUGUGGCCCGUACCUGAAAAUGUGGAUAUCUCCCUCACACUCUUCAGGGAUCCCCAUUCCGACGUGUUUGAAGACAAAGACUGGACGUUUGUCAUUGAGAGUGAGACGAAGGGCCAACGUAAGGUGUUGGCUUCAGUGGACGUGAACAUGAAGAAGUUUGCCAGUCCCACUCCCACUCAGCAAGACCUGACAUUGAAGCUGAAGCCGCUGUCUGUCAAGGUGCUGGAGGCCACUCUGAAGCUCUCCCUGUCCUGUGUGUUUCUCAGAGAAGGGAAAGCCACUGACGAGGACAUGCAGAGUCUGGCCAGUCUGAUGAGCGUCAAACCCACAGACAUCGGUAACCUUGACGACUUCAACGAGAGCGACGAGGAGGACGACAGGAGGUUCAGUGCUGGAGCUAGCAUUAGCAAAGCGGCCGCAGCUCCUCCUGCUCGUCCAGUGCGCCUCCCGGAAAGGAGGCCUUCUCCUCUAAAACAUCCCCCUGUCAUAGCCUGUGGGAAAGAGAGUGGCAAAGCUGGCACUGUCCCUGUCCUCCAUUCAAGGCCCCCCCUGCCUGUCCCCCUGACCCCCUCUCCCCGUCUUCAAACCCGCUCCAGACAUGCACGCUCUGUGCCACCCUCCCCUGAGCCCCCCAGGCCACCAGGGCCCCCAGUCCCCUUGGUGCCCUCAUCCUCAGUGCCAUUAGGGCCCCUAGGACCCCCAGUUCCCUCAGUGCCAUUAGGGCCGCUAGGACCCCCAGUUACCUCAGUGCCAUUAGGGCCCCUAAGACCCCCAGUUCCCUCAGUGCCAUUAGGACCCCCAGUUCCCUCAAUACCAGUGUUUACCUGCCAUCAACCACCCUCUGUAUCAUCAGCGCCCUCACUGCCUGCCUUUACCCACUAUCAACCACCGGCACUGCCCAAAAUCUUCCGUCCCAGCAGCGGCUCAGCGCCUGUGUCUUUUCUGAGUAGUCUCCCGGGGGCUUUGUGUGGCCCUGCAGUGGAUUUGAAGCCCCGGGGUGUUGGUCAAGUGGCCCCCGAUCGGCCCCAGUUUAGACCAGCUGAGCCCCUGGCCUCUGGCCUCUCUCAACACCCCUCUCUACCCUCCGGCCCACAGAGAGGUACCGGAUGCAUGGAAGCUCGCUCAAAUGUCUUCCGUCCUCAGAUUGUAUCGACUCAACAGCGUCCGUCCUCCCCCUCUAUCUUUUCCUCUGCUGCAUCUCUUCAAGACAAAAACACUGCUACUACUGCCCUGUCUCAGGCAGAGCCAUCCCUACCCGAACCUCAGCUCCCCAACACUCCGCCAACCUCCAUCCGGCAAAGGGAGUGGGGGAGGCCCAGGCCUGUGUCAGUCCCCAGUGGCCCCUCUGUCUCUGGCCUGUCCCCCUCCUAUUCCUGUCCCUCUCCCAGGGAUUCCAUGGCCCCUGUCCCUCUGCUGACUAGCCCAGACCUGGAUGCUCUGUGUGACCCUCACUGUCCUCCUUCCAUCCCUUUCCCUAAGUCCUCACCUCCCGUCAAGUGUCUUUUCUCUCGCAACCCUCCCUCUCCUCGCUCUAACAACCACUGUAAACGUGCCCUAGUCGUUGCCCCUCUCUCUGACCCUCUACCCAAGCCUGUCCCUUUGCUUCCUGCGACUGUCCGUGCCUCUGCUUCUGCAGCUCUCACUGCCUCCCAGUCAGAGAUCCAGAGGGAGUUAAAUACUCUCACAGAAGAGGAAUACCACAGUCCUGCUACACUUGGGCCGAAACUGUCAGAGCAGCAGAGCCUGUCUGUCUCAAGUGAGACCCUUCCCCUGGCCCUGAACAGAGGGGAUGAGUCUCUCCGCUCCCCCAGAACUGCUGGCACCAUCAGGAUCGCCAACCAACAAGCCUCUGCGUCCCUGGAGAGAGACCGGGAGAGCCGACCGGAGUCAGAGAAAGCCGUGGGGUUGAAAGAUGGCGGGACCAUCAAAGGUUCUGGGCAAGAUGGCAGCCCAGCAACUGGUAUCCCUGGCCCUACGCCCACAGAAGUCUCUGAAUCAGCGGAGCUUAUUCCAGCGCUCCCUCCUCCAUGGCCUUUCUCUAGCCCGGAGACAGAAGCACCAGAGAGCACUACCCCUAAAGAGCCUUCUACCAACAUCCUGGGAGCAUUUAGUGCUGAUAUCCCGCCAUUGGCCGGAAAGAAGUCUGGCUUCAAACAGACGUCCAAUGAGACCAAGGAAGUGCCUUAUCAACCUGCCAAGCCAGAGGACUCCUCUCCCUCGACCCUGGACAAAACACCUUUUAUUGCAGACAAGCCGCCAUUGGCUGAGCCUGAGCUCGACUUUGAUGACGUAAUCAUAGAGACGCCUGAUCCAUCAGUCACGGCAGGUAACUUGUUUUUGGAGGACAACGCAGGCGAAGAGGGAUCAAAAGCGGACACAAUAAAGAGGUCGCCAUUCAGCAUCUUGAAGACUCAAAUGGAACAUCUGGCUGGAGGUGUUGAACAGGAAGCUGAUGUAAAUUCAACGGCAGGGCCAUAUUCAAAAAUGGCAACAUCAAAAGAGCACAGGCCAGUUGACACGCAGCUACUUCCAGAGAUUGUAAACAUCACGUGUGAAGACACAGCCGAGAAGCACGGCAAAGGCCAAGAGAAGCCCGUGGAGAAGAAGCAGGAGAAACAAAGGCUGACACCUGAUUUUCCCUGUUUAUAUGACCUCAACAAGUCAGAUGAAGACAAGGAAAUUAUGAAAAACAUGGCUGCCCUGGAGGCUUGUCCUCCCAGUAUGACAUCCACACCAGCUGAGUCAUCCAGUAUUCAUACUCAAGAGCUCCCUCCUCUGGAGAAAAAGCCAAUCAAAGCUAAAAGGCCAUCAUGGGCUGAGGAGGUUAUGGGCUCCAAAGAGGAGGACAAGAAACAGAUGGACAAUCAACCCCAGGAUGAGAAGGCCUCAUUAUCACAAGCUGAUGAGCACAAAUCGGCCCCCCUUGAAGUUCAAGCUAACAGGAGUGAUGAGGAGUCACAUAGUUCAGAAUGGAAUUCAACGGAAGAGGAGGCAGGCAUUUCGGAAGCCCACAGAGGGGAUAAUGGCUGUGUUCAGAAAGAGCGUUCUUCUGACCACGUGUCAUCAAAAGCGGACACAUUUCCCUUGUCAGGCAGUGUCAGUGUAGAUAAAACCAUAGAAAUAGAUUUACUAUCAAAUAUCAGUAAUCCUAUUUCUAUAGUGAAAACCAUGGAUGCCACGCCAGGAAGCUUAGAGACACCCCAUGUGGCUGAACCCCCUCAAUAUCAAGUUGUUGAACCUAUGGUCCAAUUCAGCUUGACAUUAGAGACCAUAGCUGAGGAUGCAGUGGCGCAGGCAGAGCUUCCCCUCUGGGAGGCCCUGGAGGAGAACGCUCAGGAUCCGAAACCAGAGCAGGACUCUGGAGAGGAGACGAUCAAAGAUGAAGUCCUCGGAGAGGAACAGGGGAAAGUCGAUGAGAACAUGCUAGUGCCGGGGGUAGAAUCACCGGAGACAGGCUCAGACAAAGCUGUUAAGCCAGAAGCUGGCAUUACCAGAGAUGAGGGUCACAAGACGAUCACCUCCGAUGAAUCAGAGGUGUUCCAAAUGCCACCUACCCCAGAGCCCACACCCCAGUCUCCUGAAUCACUUCUAAAGGAGACUAUUGUAGAGGAGGGUAAAGACAGUGAACCAUCAACUUCACCGUCUACACCCCCUCGGCACCUCUCCACGAAGGUGUUCAGUAGCUCCACCAUGAAGCGCUCAUUGCAGAUAGACACGCUUGUGUCAUUGGAAGCAGCCAUUUCUCCAGCUGGAGAGUCAGAUUUAAACGAAGAGGACCUAUGCGAUAUGAAGUGUCCUCCCAGCACGGGGGCUGUAGAGGCAGAGAAGCCUCUAUGGGCUGCUUUAGAAGAGAAAACUAAGGAGAAAGGGACAGAGGGCGUAGGCAUGAGCACAUUGGAGGCAACAAAGAGUACCUUGCAAACAGGCCCAUCUGGACAGGGAUCUGUAGCAGAGAUCCACUUGACUGAGUACCUAGAGGACACUCCCCUCCCGUCUCCCUCCAAGGAAAAUAGAGAAACAGACAUUUACUUUGACUGUGACAGUUCAGUGGAAUUGUACACGCCAUCAAAGGAGGAGGCCCCCAUUCGCCUUCCUAAGAAGAAGAAGCAAUUAUACCUGGAAAAAUGUGCUGUUGUCAACACUGAGAGUGAAGAAGGUGAAAGUGAGUCUCGUUCCUCCGUGGUCGGCCCAGAACAAGCCGACAAUGAGCAGCAGCUAGAUCCGGAGUGGAAGAAAAGUUCCGUGGACGCAUCAGAUUUAAGUACAAGAGAAGAGUUGGAAGAUGAGCAGGUUUUGGGGAGGCUGGCGCAGGUUCCCGUAGCGGUACAGGAGGAGGGUCUUGAUGUUGAUGUCUUCAUGAGAGCAUUAGUGAGGGCCAUGUACAGAGGUUAUGAGACUGUGACUUCCAUACUUCAGCCAUCUGGCCUAAUGAUGUCUAAUGAUGAGGUAGGAGAACCAGACUCAAGACCACUUUCUCCAUCUGAGUUUGAGAUCCUACCACCUGAAGCCUUUUCUGAUGCAUUGGAGGAACUCCCAGUCAUGGUCACAGACUCAUCACCUGUCCAGUUGGCCCACAAGAAUGAAACGACUGAAGAGACUGGCAGGCUAAGCUUAGUGGAGACUUUGUGUUUAGCUGCUGUGGAGCAAGAGAUGUUCAAGGACCCAAUCACCAAAAUUGACCAAGAGGUCAAACCUCUGAAGGAGUCCACCAAACCACAUAAAGAGACUACCAAACCACUGAAGGAGAGCACAGAACCACUGAAGGAGAGCACAGAACCACUGAAGGAGAGCACAGAACCACUGAAGGAGAGCACAGAACCACUGAAGGAGAGCACAGACCCACUAAAGAAGAACACAGACCCACUGAAGGAGAGCACAGACCCACUGAAGGAGAGCACAGAACCACUGAAGGAGAGCACAGAACCACUGAAGGAGAGCACAGAACUACUGAAGGGGAGCACAGAACCACUGAAGGAGACGAACACUGCGAAGGGUAAACCAGAGAAUGAUGUUUGUCCACCUUUGUUACCACCUGUAGAAAACGAAAAGGAUGCAGAAAGCUGUACAGACAAUUUCCCACCACUGAGAGAAGCAGAGCUGGAUGAAAUAGCUUAUGAGGAGUGCUUGGAAGACAAUGACGCCACCCCUAUCGUUAACUACACUAAAGCCCGUAAAGAGACAAUCAAGGGAAAGACCAAGACAGUGUUCAUGCCUGACAGCGAUUCAGAUGAGUUGGAGUUUGAGAUGGGGCAGGAGGAUAUAGGCACAGUGUGGCUAGCAGAGUUGUACAUGGAUGCAGGUCGAGCGGUGUUCUCUUCUUCACCACCUGCUCCGCACGAGGUCAACCGCCCUGAUAGUGUGUCCACACAGCAGGCCACAUCAGUGGGGUCCCACCCUGCAGGACCUAUUACUGGAACCAUUGAACUGGAGCCACUUCCCCGUCGUCGCAGCAACAAAAAAAAAUGCACUCCUCCAGUGCCUCUUCAGGAAGUAGGCCCAGAGAGAGUUAGUCAAGACACGGCCCCUGUUGCCAGUUGCCUGGCUCCACCAAAGCGAAUCAAAAAGAAAACUGUUCCACCACCCGAUAAUACGGAUAGUGAGGCAAUGGCACGUGAGAGCAGCAAAUCUAGCUUAAUAAAGGAGACUUUUAACACUGACGCUAAAGAGGAAGACAUUCCAAAACCACUAAUCCUCGCCAUGGAAACGACUUCUUCAGAUAGCAUUCUGGUGACAGCCAGAGAGAAGGGAGCCAAUGACGAGCCUCAUCUAGCAAAGGAGGGUGAUGAUGAGAAAGAUGUCCCAGAGAAAGAUGUCUCUGUCAGCUCAGUGGUCCCAUGGCCUCUACGGCCCUCUCAACCUGGAACACCUACUACAUGUCCCAAGGUCCCUCACAUAAUCACUACGGAACCCCCCAAAGAGGACCUAAGCCUAAUUGAGGAGGAAAUGUUGCUGCUGGCUAAGAUUAGUCAGAUGGCAGGAGAAGAGCCAUCAGAUGUGCCUGUGUUUGUGCCUGUGCCUGCCACGCGCUUCAGGAAACGCCUGAUCCCCUCCUUCCAUGAGGACGACCCUUUUCUGAACCCAGAAGAUCUCCCAGCCUCCGAAGCCAGUGAGGAACAAGAGACUCCAUUACCAGUGGUCCCUCAGGAAGCCAGUCUAGACAGGCCUGAGCCAAACCACCUAGAUCUAGAUGGAAGGAAAGGGCGGCAGGAAAUCAUUAGUGAGCCCUCCACCAUAGCCGCCGCCUCCUCAAAUCGUAGCCCAUCAGAAACGAUUACUGAGGUUAAUCCGGUGGUGGCAACCACUGAGGGUAUGACAUCAUCAGACUCUGCUGUGAACUCGACAGUCCGUUCAAAGGAGCCAGCGGAGGUUGAGGAAAGUAUCCCGAUGACCGAGACGGUGACAGAUGGGGUACCUGUUGACACAGGGUUGAAAGUAGACAGCGGUGCGCUCUCUACAGUUUACCGUGUCCCUGCCCAAGAGGAGCGCUUGUUAUUGACUGAAACCGGGGCAACAGUCCUCAUUGGGAAGGUGCCUGAAUCAGGGGUCGAGGAGGAGGAUGGUCUUGAGAUAGAACAGGAUGCUACUCUGUGCACUGUAGAUACACCAGUGGACGGGGUGGAUGAACAAUCUGAGACGGCUGAGGAGGGAAAGACGUCCGGUGACCUGGCUGUCCCAACGAUAUGCUCAGCCACCCAGCCAUCCGCACCAGACACCACAACCCAGAGGAACGACCAGCCCCCAGCCACCAGCCCAGGCAGUGAAGAGCCACAGUCCAAUGGACAGACCCCAGCAGAUAAGGGGGUCACCUCUGGUCAAGCGUCGGACACGAUUGUACCUCCCCGACGCAGCAAGAAGAAAACCCUUUCCUUUCCUGUGGUCCUUCAGGAAGUUGCCCCGGGGUCCUCCGCUACCACGGCGGACAAGGAUGAAGCCGAUACGAAAGAUGUGCUAGUCCUCAGCCGACAGGAGAUGUCAGGUCCACUGCCCAGUCCCGGGCUGGUCACCUCCAGCAAGUCUCUGCUGGAGUGGUGCCAGGAGGUUACGAAGGGGUAUAAGGGAGUGAGGGUCACCAACUUUAACACCUCCUGGCGUAAUGGCCUGGCUUUCUGUGCCAUCCUACACCACUUCUAUCCCGACAAGAUAGAUUUUGAGGCACUGGAAACCAAUGACAUCAAGUUAAACAACAAGAAGGCCUUUGAUGGCUUUGCCGCGCUGGGCAUCUCCCGUCUAAUGGAGCCCUCAGACAUGGUACUGCUCUCUGUGCCAGACCGCCUGAUCGUCAUGACUUACCUGAGUCAGAUCCGCACCCACUUUACGGGGCAGGAGCUGAGUGUGCUUCAGAUAGAGCACAACAGCAGCCAGUCCAGCUAUGCAGUGACUGAGCCCAGUCAGGGUUCUGACGUGGAUGCUGCUGCUCGCUUCUGUGCCCGCAAGCUACAGGAAGGUAGCAUCUCCCUGGAGGACGGUGCGACUGAACAGGCCUCUAAGCCCAAUGGGAGCCUAGUGCCACCGCCUCGGACGAAACGGUUGACAAAGGGGGAGGAGAAGGGGAGCGGAGCUGGGGGUUCGGAAGGGGGAGCGGGUGGAUCACAGACCCCAGUGCCUCCACCCAGGUCACACGCCUCUGCAGCGAAAUCCGGAUUUGGUCACGUGAGAGAUGCCGACCUGGUGAAGAAAAGGCGCUUGCGGCUGAAGAGUGAGUCUAUGGAUGAAGGGGAUGGGCUGGAGCAACAGAGUAGCACAUCCAAGAGCACAGAGUCAGCUGAAAGUGUAUCAGACAAAGCAGUGAAGAACGGCUCCUCAGAAUCAGAGACAAUGAGCCCAGUGCCUGUCCAGGAGUCCAGUGUCUCAAGCCAGGAGGAGGAUACUCUGCGUCUGCAGGACACCAGUCAGUAUGUGCUGAGUGAGCUGCAAGCCCUGGAGACUGAACAGAAGCACAUCGACAACCGAGCAGGCGUCGUGGAGAGGAGACUCAGAAGACUGAUGGAAUCAGGUAGCGACCAGGACGAGGAAGAGAAGCUAAUCCAGGAGUGGUUCACUCUGGUCAACAAGAAGAACGCCCUUAUAAGGAGACAGGACCACCUGGAGUUGCUGCAGGAGGAGCAGGACUUGGAGAAAAGAUUUCAGCUACUGAAUAGAGAACUCCGAGCCAUGAUGGCCAAUGAAGAGUGGCAGAAGACUAAGGCCCAGCAACACCGGGAGGAGCUCCUGCUGCAGGAACUGGUCUCUCUGGUCAACCAGCGGGACGAGCUGGUCAGAGACAUGGACGCCAAAGAGCGAGGGGCCGUUGAGGAGGAUGAGCGCCUGGAGCGGGGGCUGGAGCUUAGACGCAGGAAGUUCAGCAACAAAGACAAGUGUGUGCUACAGUGAGAGAAGGGACGACAAUGACAAAUACCAACCCAUCCAGGAACUAAACCUCCACAAUCCCUGCUUCAUACCAAGCUCUCACUCACUCAGCAUCCUACAGUAUGAAACAACCCUAGGAACCUGCCACCCCAGCAACAAAUCCAAAGCCCUCUCUACCGAUGGGAUGAUUGUCAAGCAGUGUUUUCUCUCCUUAACUGGGAUUUUGGGACUGGUCAUUAAUGAUCAAUUACGUCCCCUGGGAUGCUGGAGCUGUGUGCCUUCCCCUUUGGAGAUACUUGAACCAAAUUUCCCCCUGUACGGUGAAGGUCCCUCAUCCACUUCAAACUUUUGAUUGAAAAAACGAGGACCUCUACAGUUGUCAGUCAAUAUGCCUUACUCUGUCAUUCAGUAGACAGAAAGCCCACUGUACCAACAGGUGUGUGUGUGUGUGUGUGUGUGUGUGUGUGUGUGUACACCUUUAGCCCACCAAGAAGAUAAGUGGUUCCGUAAUUAAGUGCCUACUCUCACAUCUGUAAACAUGUCAUUGAUCUUAUCUGGUCCGACAAUAUACGAUAAUCAACUAUAUUAGAUAGUUUGCGCUUUGCCUUAAUGCUUUGGUGGAACUGGCUAUUAAAAGAACGGUCUGGUGGUUUCGCACAAAAUAUUAAAAGGGCUCUGUACACAGGAGGACUGACCGUUCUGUGUUUUACUUUGGACCCAGAUGUUUGACGACAGACUCAAGUUUGCGAGAGUACCACGUGUUGAGCUUUUCUGGUGUCGAAUAUGUGUUUUCAAUUUUCAAUCCUUCUUUUAUUUAUGGUUUGGACAUUUUGCAUGAGAAAUGUUUGGGUUCGGUGUGUGUCAUAUUGAGCAUAUAUGAACAGUCAAUCAAUCGACCCCAAAAUGAAAGGAAAAGUGGACAGUAAACAAAACGUGAGACUUUAGUUGUAGAGAGAAGCUAGUAGUACUACUUGGAAUACAUACAGGACAAUAAAUGCCAUCCUGUAAAUAUUAAUAUUUAUACUCUGUUAUAACCUGGCACUGCAGUUCUUUUCAUGUUUUUUUGUUUGUUAGCAAAGAACUUUAGUUUCACAUUUCUAUUAUCACAGAUGAUGAUGAUGAUGAUGAUGAUUUGUUACUAACCACUGGUCCAAUGGAAAAUGCAAUGGCGUAUUACUUUGUCCCAGCCUCUUUUUAAAAAGGACAUUCGAACACAAUAUGUUUUGUUUAAACCAGGGAAUGAUAAAUAAUACAUUUUUGAAGUUUAAAAAGAAAA
Molecule: messenger RNA, 10374 nt
Organism: Oncorhynchus mykiss (rainbow trout)
Lineage: Eukaryota; Metazoa; Chordata; Actinopteri; Salmoniformes; Salmonidae
Gene: ehbp1l1b
Product: EH domain binding protein 1 like 1b
Molecular function (GO): protein binding
Source: RefSeq, a predicted model, not a curated record